Aethina tumida (small hive beetle) is the source of this 2355-nucleotide messenger RNA. RefSeq names its product ras-like protein 1 (gene Ras85D). Gene Ontology annotation, biological process: Ras protein signal transduction; epidermal growth factor receptor signaling pathway. Gene Ontology annotation, cellular component: plasma membrane. The transcript is spliced from 2 exons. The record is from RefSeq and is a predicted model, not a curated record. Bases 206 to 790 code for a protein of 194 amino acids. Lineage: Eukaryota; Metazoa; Arthropoda; Insecta; Coleoptera; Nitidulidae. Gene Ontology annotation, molecular function: GDP binding; GTPase activity; GTP binding.
UCUAACUUUUGUUACUGGUGGUUUUGAUUCUUCAUUAUAAUUAAUUAAAGUAAUUUAGUGUGUAUAUGAAUGUUGUUAAUUGCUGGACUAUUUUGUGUGUUGUGCAAUCUUAUUAAUAUGCAGAGAUAGCAAGAAAAAGACUUAAAAUUAAGUAUUUAAGAAUUCGGUUUUUCGAUAUUUUUAUUUUAGUAGAUUGUUUUAUUUCAUGAAAAUGACUGAAUAUAAAUUAGUCGUAGUAGGCGCCGGUGGUGUAGGAAAAUCGGCAUUAACAAUACAGUUAAUACAGAACCACUUCGUAGAUGAAUAUGAUCCAACUAUAGAAGAUUCCUAUCGAAAACAAGUAGUUAUUGACAAUGAAACGUGCCUGCUGGACAUUCUCGACACGGCAGGACAAGAAGAAUAUAGUGCAAUGAGGGAUCAGUAUAUGAGGACGGGUGAGGGCUUCCUCCUUGUCUUCGCAGUCAACUCAGCCAAAAGUUUCGAAGACAUAGGAACAUAUAGAGAACAAAUUAAACGAGUCAAAGAUGCUGAAGAAGUGCCAAUGGUCCUUGUUGGGAAUAAAUGUGAUUUAACUGCAUUGGUUGACAUGAAUCAGGCUAAAGAGAUUGCCAAACAGUAUGGGAUCCCGUUCGUGGAGACGUCGGCGAAGACCCGGAUGGGCGUGGACGACGCGUUCUACACGCUGGUGCGCGAGAUAAGGAAGGACAAGACAAGGGGCAGGCGCUACCACAAGGCCGGGUCGCACGCCCGCGGGCCCUUCAAGUUCCCGUCGCGGUGCUCCAUCCUGUAGGGCGGAUCUCGACCGAGGGCCACCCCCCUCCCGAUGAUCUCCGGUGGUUUGCUUACUACACAAAUUAAACAAAACAAAACAAGUUGCUUCACCUAAAAAAUUACAAAUAAUAAAUUAAAUAAUUAAAAUUAAAUAAUGUAAACAGAGAUGAAGAUUGGGGGAGUGUGUGUGGACGCGUCUCCUCAACGGCAACACGCCCGUUCAACCCACGAUCCGUUACUUGUUGCUGUUUGUUAUAAUAUUUACAAAAGUCCUUUUUUUCAUUUUUUUUGUUGACGGUUUUAGUGUGAGUGGCGAAAUAAUUGGAAUACACGUGCGGAACGAGUGGUGACUGUCCGGGGGUUGCUUCGGGGAAUGCCAUCUCGCAAGUGAAUCUCGUAGCCGCACAGUUUUUGGGGGUGCGGUGGCAUUCCGCGGAAACAACCCGGCUAAGAACGCUUUUUUUGAAAAGUUAAAUAAUGUAAACUUAAAAAAAGAGUAUUUUCGUCCUUUUUAUUAACGCAAACUUUGUUUUCUGUGUCAGUCUAAAUUACUGUAAAUAUUCAUUCGCCUAUGUUAAUUUACGCACAUCGUUGUGACUGUUUUCUUAUUGUAAAGAGGAUCAUUACAAGAGUUUUAGAUAUUAUUUUAUGACGGUAUCGUAUAUGGAAAAUAGAGUUUUCAGGACUUCAGUUUGAGAUUUCGAAACUACUCGACGACUACCUGUGGUUAAAUAUCUUUGUAAAUAAAUGUAAAUUUUGUUGUAAUAACGAGUAGGCGACGCUUUCCUGAAAAACUAUUUUAUUGUGUAACAGAUAUUUAUUUUUUUAAUAACUUAAUGUUUUUGUGAUUAAUAAUUCUCACAUAAAUAUACUCACAGAUGAGUUUGGAGCCUGUGCCUGAGGUUGAAAAUACCUUGUCCUGUAUAAAUGUGCUAAAAGUUGACUUGGGUCUUCAUAAAAUUGUAUAGUAGAAACUCCUUGUUUAAAAUUAAACAUAUUGGUGCAUCUUUUGAAUUUGACUACUGAAGAUUUAUCAAUGUGUUAACUUUGUUAACUAUUAGUAGCUUUAGAUAUAUUUUUGUAAAACUACAUUAACAUAAAGUUGUUAACACCAAUAAGCAGUAUAAAAAAUGAAUAAAACUGACCUUAGCUUAUUAAGCAGCAUAAAAUUACUCAGUGGAAUUUGUAAACGUUUGUAUCAUAUCAAGAUAAAAUGCACAAAUAUACGCUAAUCUGUGCCUCACAACUGUUUCAUGUUGUUUGUAAUAGAUCCUCUUUAAUGUAUUUCUUAAAAUUUAUUAUUAUAUAUUACAUUUUAUAAUAUAAAUUGUCUUUAAUUUUUAUGACCGGUAUAUAUAAAUAUAAUUUUCUAUGAGAUUUCUUAAUGUUUUACUAAUAUAGAUUUAAUUUCAUAUAUUAUACAAAAGCAAUUGCUUCCUUUGCUCAAUUUACAUUGAAGGUUUGAAUCAGUGGAUGUGAAUGAUAUAAAUUGAACAAAGGAAAUUAUAUAUGUAGUGUUUAGUUAUAGGUUUAUCAAAUACUAAACUCUUCUUAAUAAUAAAAUGUUAAAUAUCAGACAUUUAA